Talaromyces amestolkiae is the source of this 3141-nucleotide messenger RNA. RefSeq lists its product as uncharacterized. Gene Ontology annotation, biological process: nucleoside metabolic process. Bases 1 to 3141 code for a protein of 1046 amino acids. The transcript has 3 exons. Gene Ontology annotation, molecular function: ADP binding; catalytic activity; protein binding. Lineage: Eukaryota; Fungi; Ascomycota; Eurotiomycetes; Eurotiales; Trichocomaceae. The record is from RefSeq and is a predicted model, not a curated record.
AUGGCUCGCCAACUCAGCCGCGACGACUACACGGUGGGCUGGGUCUGCGCCUUGCACAUCGAGCUCGCUGCAGCUCAGGAAAUGCUUGACGAAGAGCACCAAAACCCUCUUCAAAUCGGCGAAGACGCCAAUGUAUACAGUUUCGGCCGCAUUGGCGAGCAUAAUGUCGUUAUUGCAGGCCUACCCGCCGGCCAAACAGGCAUCGCCUCAGCUACAGCGGUCGCCAUGCGGAUGAAGUCUUCGUUCCCGUGCAUUCGAUUUGGUUUAAUGGUCGGAAUCGGAGGCGGUGUUCCAAGCAGAGAUGCUGACAUUCGGCUAGGCGACAUUGUUGUCAGCCAGCCAGAAAAAGGCCAUGGCGGGGUGAUCCAGUACGACUUUGGCAAGUCAACGCCAAACGGGUUUGAGCAGACAGGAUUCCUUAAUACUCCACCUCCAGUCCUCCUUAGCGCGAUCACGAAGCUUCAGGCUUACCAUGACCGAGGUAGAAGCGAUCUUUCACAUCAUCUAGCGAAGCUCAGCAAUCUCCCCAAAUUCGCCCGCGAUAGAGCAGGCAGCGAUCUGCUGUUUGACCCAAAGUACGAUCAUGAAGGAGACAAAAACUCAUCGGGGAAUCAGGUGAUGAGGGACGGCAGGACGCGAGACAAAGUCAGCUCAGAAUUCAGAGGAGUGCUUUGCUUCGAAAUGGAGGCAGCUGGCCUGAUGAACAGUUUCCCGUGCUUGGUGAUCCGUGGCAUCUGCGACUAUGCCGAUUCGCACAAGAAUAAGAAAUGGCAACCUUAUGCAGCUGGAACUGCGGCGGCAUAUGCGAAGGAGCUGCUUUUAGUGAUACCAGCGGCAGAUGUGUUGAAAACACAGACGGCUGACAGAGCAACACAAGAGCAUUCGCGUACUCUCUACAUUCCUUUUCUACGAAAUCGCCAAUUUGUUGGUCGAAGUACAGAGCUCAGCAGGCUGAAACGAAAGCUGUUUCAGGAUGCAGAUUGUCAAAAGGUGGCGAUCAGCGGCCUUGGUGGUAUUGGCAAGACACAAGUCGCGCUACAGUUCGCAUACUCUGUUAAGGAAGAUUACCCUGAACUUUCUAUCUUCUGGGUACAGGCGUUGAGUAUGGAGUCUUUUGAGCGGGGUUGUAUGGAGAUUGCAAGGGCACUAGGAAUACACCAUGGGCAAGAGAGCAAAGAAGACGUGAAAAUGCUAGUACGGCGAUGGCUAUGUGCAAAGUCCGCAGGAAAGUGGUUGUUAAUUGUUGACAAUGCGGACGAUUUGGACUUACUUCGUGGGCCGAAGCAAACAGAUGGCUUGUUGAACUUUCUUCCGGAGAGUGAUGAUGGCCUGACAGUGUUUACAACACGAUUUGGAGGCAUAGCCCAAUACCUGGCAGGCAGCGACGUGGUUGAUAUAGGGAAGAUGACCGAACAGGAAACAAUAGACUUAUUAGAGAAGUCCUUGAUUCGAAAAAGUCCCCCUUACAACGAGAACAUCAUCAGGAAUCUUCUCACAGAACUAGAAUACCUUCCAUUAGCGAUCACCCAGGCGGCAGCAUAUAUCAACACUAAUAAAAGCUCCAUCUUUGAGUAUCUACGGCUACUGAAGAAUACAGACCAGGAUGCCCUUGCCAUCUUAAGCAUGGAUUUUGGCGACAAGACACGAUACCCGAAUUUAACAAAUGCAGUCGCGAAGACAUGGCUGAUAACGUUCAACAAGAUUCUUGAGCACGACUCAUUGGCAGCAGAUCUCCUUGCAUUUAUAUCUUGUAUUGAAUGGAGGGCAAUACCGUACUCCAUUUUACCAGCAGCGCAUCCCGAAGCGCGGUUGGCAGCUGCCGUUGGCACGCUCUGUUCAUAUUCAUUUCUAGAGAAAAGGGAUGACAAGAAGCUCGACAUGCAUAGACUGGUCCACUUCGCGACCAGGAGAUGGAUCGUUACAAACGACCGUGAAGCAGAAGCUGGUAUGGCAGCAUUGAAGCAACUUCUAAAAGUCUUUCCAUCUAAUGAUUACACAAAUCGCGAGAUUUGGCGGGAUUAUCUACCGCAUGUCGCACGCAUAGAUAAAGAUGAGCGAUGCCAAAACACACAGGAAAGGAGCGAGCUCUGUCUGAAAGUCGGGCAGUGCUUACACACCGAUGGAAGAAUGAGAGAAGCCCUCCAAUGGACGCAAAAGUCUUGCGAAUGGAGAGAUAGAAAUCUUCCUGAACAUCAUCCCUCUCGACUGGAGUCCCAACAUGCGCUUGCUGCAGCAUAUCACGCAAAUGGACAUUUUAAGGAAGCAGUUAAACUCUUUGAGUAUAUUGCUUCAAAAACAGCAGAAAUAUUUACUAAAGAUCAUCCUACUCGACUAGUAUCCCAAUAUGCGCUUGCUCAAGGAUAUCUUGCAGAUAGACAGAUCAAGAAAGCAAUUAAACUGCUAGAGCAUGUUGUUACAAAACAAGCAGAAAUACUUGCUGAAGAUCAUCGUGCUCGACUAGCAUCCCAACAUACGCUUGCUAGAGCAUAUCUAGCAGAUAGACAGGUCAAGGAAGCAGUCAAGUUAGAGGAGCAUAUUGUUGCCAGACAAGCAGAAAUACUUGCUGAAGAUCAUCGUGCUCGACUAGUGUCCCAACAUACGCUUGCUGGAGCAUAUCUAGCAGAUGGACAAGUCAAGGAAGCAGUUAAACUGCUAGAGCAUGUUGUUACAAAACAAGCAGAAAUACUUGCUGAAGAUCACCGUGCUCGACUAGCAUCCCAACAUACGCUUGCUGGAGCAUAUCUAGCAAAUGGAGAGGUCAAGGAAGCAGUUAAACUGCUAGAGCAUGCUGCAAUAAAACAAGCAGAAAUACUUGCUGAAGAUCAUCCUGCUCGACUAGUGUCCCAGCAUAUACUUGCUAGAGCGUAUCAAGCAAAUGGACAGGUCAAGGAAGCAGUCAAGCUACUAGAGCAUAUUGUUGCAAACAAAGUAGAAAUAUUUGCUGAAGAUCAUCCUGCUCGACUAUUGUCCCACCGUAUGCUUAUUAGAGCAUAUCAAGCAAAUGGACAGAUCAAAGAAGCAGUCAAGUUGCUGGAGCAUGUUCAUAAGAUUCAGCAGGGAGUGCUGACACCACUUAAUCCUCUCAGUAGUGUUCCGCAAGAUAGGCAACCAGUGUGUCGCAUACCCGGUGCUUCGGAAUAG